AUGUCUCUCUCUACUGAAAAUUCCACGCUAAACUCCAAACCUUCUGUCGCCACUGGUGCAACAACAGCAAGUACCACACCAGGCACACCCGAUACUACCAAAACUAAUGACCUCGAAACUAAAGCCGCCCCUCGAAGAGAGUGGUCCAACAAGCUGGACUACAUGAUGUCCUGCAUUGGCUUCGCCGUCGGCCUGGGCAACAUCUGGCGCUUCCCCUAUCUCUGCUACAAGAACGGCGGCGGCGCAUUUCUCAUUCCCUACCUCAUCUGUCUGGUCUUCACCGGCGUGCCCGUCUACUUGCUUGAAUCGGCCCUUGGCCAGCUGCUCGGCAGGGGUUUCAUCACCAUCUGGACAAUAUGUCCGGUGCUGAAGGGGGUCGGCUACAGCUCGCUGAUUCUCGUCUUCUGGCUCAAUGCCUACUACAUCGUCAUCAUCGCCUGGUCCGCCUACUACCUCCUGCGCUCCUUCACCAUCGGCGACCUGCCCUGGGCGACCUGCAGCAACGCCUGGAACACUGCCCACUGUAAGAUGGAGGGCAACUUUGUGGCCUCUUGUCUGGAGCUGCUGCAGAUUAAGAGCAGUACAGUAGCUCAAAAUGGCAGCAGCACUGUAAAGCUUACCGCCCAUCAGCUAGCCAUCUGCCGGAACCACACGCAGGAGUUUGCCAGCAGCAAUCCGGUGAAGGAGUUCUGGAAUCGGCACGUCAUCCAGACGACGCCGGGCAUUGACACCUCUGGCGGCGUCAUCUGGUACCUCUGGGCGUCACUGGCCCUCAUGUGGCUGCUCUGCUACUGGGCAAUGUACAGGGGCAUCAAAACGACGGGGAAGAUACUGUACGUCACCGCUCUCUUCCCCUACUUCUGCCUGACGGUACUGUUCAUCCGCGGCAUCACCCUCGAAGGCGCCCUCACUGGCAUCGUAUACUACCUGAAACCGGACCUAGGGCGCCUGUUGGAUCCCACCGUUUGGAUUGACGCCGCCACGCAGGUCUUCUUCUCGCAGGGGCUGGGCGUCGGCGCCUGGCCGGCCCUCUCAAGCUACAACAGUUUCAGCAAUGACGUCCUCUGGGACACGGUCAUUGUCUCAGUUAUAAACGCCCUGACCGCCUUCUUCAGCGGCUUCAUCGUCUUCAGCAUCAUCGGCUUCAUGUCUCAGCAGGCGGGCGUCGAU
Messenger RNA from Rhagoletis zephyria (snowberry fruit fly), 1170 nucleotides. The record is from RefSeq and is a predicted model, not a curated record. NCBI's taxonomy places the organism in Eukaryota, Metazoa, Arthropoda, Insecta, Diptera, Tephritidae.